UGACAUUGACUAUGCACAAGUCAGCGUACGUUGUUGCUCUGCUCGUUGCUGUUUUGGUGCGAUGGCUGGUUUCCCUUCACAAAUAUUCAGGGGCUGGAAGACCACCUAUGUUUGGUGAUUAUGAAGCUCAGAGGCACUGGAUGGAAAUCACUUAUCACUUGCCCCCUCAACAGUGGUAUUUCAAUGGCAUUAACAACAAUUUAUCGUACUGGGGAUUGGAUUAUCCCCCUUUGACUGCCUAUCAUAGCUGGCUUUGUGGUGCAAUUGCCCACAAAAUAAAUCCAUCCUGGGUGGCUUUAAAGGAAUCCCAUGGACACGAAAGCUAUGCCCACAAACUGUUCAUGAGAUACACUGUGCUGGUUGCUGAUGUUGCCAUAUUUUUUCCUGCUGUUAUUUUGUUCUUUGUUCAGCAGAAACUUCAUAUACAGGAAAGGAUCAAAUUAUCACUGGUUGUUCUGUUGUAUCCUGGUUUCUUGCUCAUUGACCAUGGCCAUUUUCAAUACAACUGUGUAAGUUUGGGAUUAGCCUUAUUUGGAGUAGUUUGGAUUUCCCAUGGUUUCCACCUCUGGGGCUCGGUAUGUUUUUGUCUUGCUCUGAACUACAAACAAAUGGAGCUUUAUCAUGCACUACCCUUCUUUUGCUAUCUGCUUGGAUGGUGCCUUCAGAAAUGGACAAGAAUACCACAUCUUUUUAAGAUAGCUACUGUUGUGUUGACAACUUUUACAGCAUGCUGGUUGCCCUUUCUAGGAUCUAAAGAAAAUCUUUUCCAGGUUCUUCACAGAGUUUUUCCUUUGGCAAGAGGAUUGUAUGAGGAUAAAGUUGCCAAUGUUUGGUGCAGUUUAGCAGUCCUUAUCAAACUUAAACAGAUGUUUACUGUGGAUCAGCUGGUUCUAAUAUGUCUUUUGACAACAGUACUGUUCUUGUUGCCAUCAUCACUACAUCUACUGUGUGUUCCCAAUGACAGGAACUUCAGAAUAGCUCUGGUCAAUUCUUCUCUGGUGUUCUUUUUAUUUUCAUUUCAUGUCCAUGAGAAAUCCAUUCUUCUCCCAGCUCUAGCAAUAUCCCUACUCGUUCAUGAAAAUCCAUUUUGGUGUGUAUGGUUUUACUUCAUUUCAACAUUCAGCAUGCUUCCACUGUUUAUAAAGGAUGACCUCAUUGUGGCAGCUUUUGCUACCACAGCUGUACACGCUCUGGUCUGUGGAACAUGCCUCAGCUUAAGUUUUGGAAAUAGUGAUCAACCCUGGGAGAGAAUUAAGACUGUGAUGAUGAAGUUGUCCAUGGUUGGAGCCCUGUGCCUGACAGUUGCUAACCUGUGUCUGACUCCUCCCCCUAGAUACCCUGAUCUUUUUCCAGUCCUGGUUUCUAUAUAUUCCUGUGCUCAUUUUGUGCUGUUUUUAAUUGUAUUUCAUUGUCUACAAUUUCAAUUUCAAUCAAAAAAGAAUGAAAUAAAGAAAGUGCAAUAAUUACA
Molecule: messenger RNA, 1468 nt
Organism: Saccostrea echinata
Lineage: Eukaryota; Metazoa; Mollusca; Bivalvia; Ostreida; Ostreidae
Product: dolichyl pyrophosphate Man9GlcNAc2 alpha-1,3-glucosyltransferase-like
Exons: 14
Coding region: 12-1463 (483 amino acids)
Biological process (GO): protein N-linked glycosylation
Cellular component (GO): endoplasmic reticulum membrane
Molecular function (GO): dolichyl pyrophosphate Man9GlcNAc2 alpha-1,3-glucosyltransferase activity
Source: RefSeq, a predicted model, not a curated record